AUGUUCUCUUACAAAACUUCUGCCUUUGCUGCCCUAGUUGGCAUUUCUCUUGCUGUCAUUCCCCCUGUUGUGCGAUCUGCUACUAUCGACGUUACCGUUGGAGGCCCUAAUGGAACUGUUGCUUACGCCCCAGAAUACGUGAACGCAAGUAUCGGCGAUGUCGUCCGGUUCACAUUCGAGCAGAAAAAUCACACUGUGACCCAAUCUUCCUUUGCUUCUCCCUGUUCACCACUUGCCAACGGCUUUGACUCUGGAUUUGUUCCCGUCGCGGCUAAUGUAACCAGCGACUUUAUUACUGCAGAACUUACGAUUGAAAACACCAACCCUGUUUGGGUAUAUUGUCGUCAAACUGGUCAUUGCGAAGAAGGCAUGGUAUUUGCCGUCAAUCCUGGCUCCGACGCCAAAUUCGCCGCCUUCAAAGCUGCUGCUAUGGGCCAAAAUUCGACUUCCACAGCUUCCGCCUCUAUAGUCACAGUGACAGCCACCGUCACUGCUUCUGGAGGGGAAACCAUCACAACAACUUACGGUUCCUACCCUGGAUCGUCUGCUCCCACUGCCGCCACUUCAACAGACCACAAAGUCAUUGUCGGCGAUAAUGGUACACUCACGUACAAUCCCGCCAAUAUCACUGCUCAAAUUGGGGACACCGUUACAUUCGAGUUUCAUCAGAAAAACCAUACUGUCACUCAGAGUUCUUUCGCUGACCCUUGCACCGCUCUAUCUGCGAGCAGCCCUGGAACCGUCAGUUUCGAUUCGGGAUUCAUGCCCGUCGCCACGAACGCUACUACUUUCCCUACCGUAACUAUUCAGAUCAACGACACCAAACCAUUUUGGGCAUACUGUCGUCAAAGCACCCCAGUAUCUCACUGCGAAUCUGGGAUGGUAUUCAGUGUCAACGCUGUUGAGAACAGCAAUAGCUCCUUCGAAGCCUUCCAAGCUAAGGCCCUUGCUCUCAACACUACUGCCUCAGCCUCUGGCUCUGCUUCGCUCUCCUCGCCCUCUGCGACUUCGACUAGCAACAGUGCAUUGUCAAUACAUGGAAUCUACGGUGCUGGCACCGUGAUUGCCGUUGUCGGUGCUGCUGUUGGUGUUCUCUUAUAG
Lentinula edodes (shiitake mushroom) is the source of this 1101-nucleotide messenger RNA. RefSeq names its product Cupredoxin. The coding region runs from base 1 to 1101 and encodes 366 amino acids. The transcript is spliced from 6 exons. The record is from RefSeq and is a predicted model, not a curated record. Lineage: Eukaryota; Fungi; Basidiomycota; Agaricomycetes; Agaricales; Omphalotaceae.